Molecule: messenger RNA, 1739 nt
Organism: Ectocarpus siliculosus
Lineage: Eukaryota; Phaeophyceae; Ectocarpales; Ectocarpaceae
Source: the annotation of a GenBank genome assembly
AUGGUGGACAGGGAGGCAAGCUCGAAGCGGUUGGAGAUGCGAGUGAAGACUCUUUCGAGCGUCACUGUGGCUGAGGAACCAAAUCCCAGCAGAGACGCAGCAACGAACAUGGCGUCUCCGGAUGUGGACCACAUCGGCAGCAUGGUGGGCGAGGAAGACGCUUUCCCAACAGGGCAGAUGCGGCGCCGCGUGAUCGAGCCGCCGCUGGGGUCUAAGAUCGGCUACCACGAGCUUGAAGACGAGAAGGAGGAUGCCGAUGAGGAGUGGAUGACAGGGGAGGCUUCGCAGGUCAGCGGGGGCGGCACGCGGGGCAGCAACAACUGGGUUCUCAAGGUCUUGUUCCCGAUUCUGCUGAUUGUGGGCAUCAUCUGCAUGCACAACUGGUGGACAGACGUGAAGUAUCACGUAUCCAACGCGGCUAAGGCGGUGAGCGAUGUGUUCGACAGGCGCGCCUUGCUGGAGGAGGAAGAGGCGGAGGGGCGGGGGCAGGGGAGGUUCUCCGGAGAAGAGGGGGGAGCGGUUUCGGAACCACUGCCGGACAAGGCGGUCUACACGGUGGGCCUUGGAGAGACUGGUGCCACCGCGGACAGCCAAGCGUAGCCGGCCACUACCCGCAUCCCGCCUGGAUUGGAACGUUUUUGGAACAUUAUCUUGCUCGGGGCCCUUGCCGGUGUGGCGGUAUUGCGUGAAUUGACCGCAACGGACAAGUAAUACUCGGACAAACUGCUGCUUUUUUUUUCUGUUGUCUUGAAUGCCGUUGUUGGAGUCCAAAGCGGAUCUACGGUAGGUGUGUUUUAGAUGAAGAGCGCCUGUGUUAACUUGACAGACAUGUGUUGAGGACAAAGUAUGGGAAUUUGCAGUAGGGAUAAGCGUUUAUGGGGUCGGGGUCGGGGGGAUCUGAAGACCCUCCCAAUGGAAGCUGGGCCGUAGACUACUGUCUCUGGAGAACUUCGAAAAAGAUAGCUGUCCGGGGGCUCAGUGUGUGAUCGCAUCUUGGGAGGGGGGGGGGGGGGCUGAAAGAAGCACUCCUGCCGGUUGCAUGCAGUGUCGUGUGUACUAUGAAUGCGUCUUUAUUGUGCUGUGUUAUACAACUACUGUAGGUGUAGGUGUCUGCUGUGAGUAGCUUAUUCGACGCGUCUGCGUGUUACUUUUUGACAUUAACAGCUGGCCCAAGUGACGUUUGACGCAGGCCUCUAGCUUGUGUAGCUGGCGGAUCCUCAUCCAUGCUACUCUUCCUCACAGAGAAGAUAAACGCGUUGCGCCGUGGGCGGUUAAAAGGUAGGCCGGGCGAGGAUAGCGGUGGCACCUGCAUUGCAGACGUUUCGUCCUGUAGCCCUGGUGUCGUAGGUCUGUAGCGCAUCUCAAGCACCAAGUGCUGUAGUGGGCUAGGCCGCACAGUUUUUUGUCUGAAGCAUCGUCGAGAGUAGACUCUGUAGAGGACAUCACAUACCACCUGGUAUUGUGCAUCGAUGAACGUGUGCUACGUAGGGUACGGCGGUGGCUUGCUGUGCGAGACCCAAUUGUGCUGCAGGAUCGGUCGCUCUCUCUCUCUCUCUCUGUAACAUGGGGUCGAUGCUCAUCUUGUCGCCCCAUCUCUUGUCUAUGUCUGUCUGUCUCUGCAUUAUGUUGGUACGAGUUGUUGGUAGUGUUGCGUGUCAAGGCUAACGCCUGUUUAUGGAACGCCCGAAAAGAAGCGUUAUAUGUGGCAGCAGUAACUGAUAAGCCAAAUAUUACCGAUG